Molecule: messenger RNA, 2700 nt
Organism: Apis dorsata (giant honeybee)
Lineage: Eukaryota; Metazoa; Arthropoda; Insecta; Hymenoptera; Apidae
Exons: 4
Coding region: 450-899 (149 amino acids)
Source: RefSeq, a predicted model, not a curated record
CUAAUUAGUUAAUCUAACGUAUAAAAACGCGGUCAUUUAAUAUAUCGAUUAGGGAAGUCGCGUGUGAAUAAGGACAUGCCAAGUUUGUUCUAUUGAUUAUUGCAAGCUUGACCAGUCCAGUCAGUGAUAACAACGAACAGACAAAUGAAUAGCAAAACAGUUGAAUACGAGCUUGUCAUCGCGUUGAAAGGAUUCAACGUUGUUUCGUUUAUACGGAACGGAACGAAAAGUAACAAGUGAACGUAAGGAAAUCGUACGUCGCGUAUCAAAAACCGGAUCGUUCGUGACUCGAUGUAGUUUCAUCGAUCCAUGGAACGCAUCCUUGCUUGUCUCGUUACCUCUUAAUGAAAUCGAACCAUUUUCAAUCAAUCCGAGAUUUGACGAUUUAAAAUGGUUACUCAUCUAUCCAAUAUUCUAUCGAAAGGAGAGAAUCAUGUUUAACUUGUGACAUGGCUCGCUUCUACUACGAAUGUAACACAGAUUUAAAAAAUUAUACCGAAGACAGUGAAACUAUCAAGCCUUACGCUUGUACAUCCGACAAAUAUUGUUUGUAUUGUUGUUGUAACUCGCAGUGUUGCUUAUUGGUACAAAGACGGCCUCCACGACAUUUUUGGGAAGCCUGGUACUUUUGGCUAGGCAUUGCUUUACUCGCUGUUUUUAUCGUAUCUUCGGUGAGCAGUUACAUAGUGAGUAAUUGCAGACAUAAUAUUCAAGGUGUACCACUAAGACAUAGCGCACAUGGGAAUCGACGAAACGAUCGUGGCGGUCAUUCGACAAACAACCAAAAUGAAAUAUCGAUAAGCAUAAUCCCAACCUCGGAAUUUUUCCCAUCGCACAGAAAAAUGUUCGUGAUCACCUCUCAACCAGCCGUGAAUCAUCUGACCCCUGUCGUUGCGUGAAGUCGUUUCAUUUUAACGGAGCGAUUAUGUCGGCGAGAAGGAUCCAGCGCAAAGAGCUGGAAUCACAUCAUCCUAUGGCGGUUUACGCGGUAAUGCUUCUUGAAAGACACCGCGUGUUUCAUCGGCCGGUGGUUUGAUCGGCUAGAACGUCAUCAUGGCCUCGUCGUUACAUCGCGGGAAAUAUUUACGAUAAAUGCAUCUUUUUUACUUAGCCCCAGGAUAUAAUAACUAUAAGCGGUUUAAACAGCUACCAGAUCACGACACCAACAUUCUGGCCAAAUGAGAAACGAUUUUACCUAAGAGCAUACGCCUCGUAAUGAUCAAUUUGACAGCGAAGCUAGUUAGAUCGCGAUCCAAUCCCUACUUUCGUUCUUAACUCGCCACACGCGAUGCGAUCUUAUAUUAUAUAUCAUGAAAACUUCCGGUCGGCCUGUUACGAUUAAGCGAUUUACCGUUUCAAUGGGGGUGAAAAAAGAGAAAGAGUUUGAAAAUAUCGAAUAAUAUAGGAUCGGAAACCGAUACCGUGAAUAUAACUUCUAUCGAUCGAUUUAAUCGUUUCCAGAAUUACAAAUCAUCGGACCUGUAUUCGAUUAGAUCAAUCGCUUCUAUAUUUUAUAUCGGAGUAAUUUAGAUUUUUUUUUUUUUUAAAUCCUGAUUCCAUUUGACUGAGCGGAGCGCAACCCGAUCGAAACUCGUUCUCGAGAUCUCGAGAAUGGAAGUAACUACCAUUAACAAUUAAGAAGACACACUCGAACCCGGUCGACGUAUCUGACUGGGUACCAAGAAAUCGGGGGCUAAUUAAAAAGGACAAUCGAGCGAAUACAACUCAAGGCGACGUGUACUCUUUAUCUUCUCGCGCAUCUCUCUUGCCCUCUCUUGCUUCCUCUUUCCGUACCUUUACAUCUUUCUCUUUAUCCGCUCAAUUCCUCGUCUUCCUUUUCCCCGCGACUCGUUCCUACCGCUCUCUGUUUUCAGAUCGAUCCAGCGAUAGCGGUUAAUCGCGGUAAUCUUCACAGAGGAGAGGAAUCACGAAAAACUUUGCCGCUCGUCCAAUCGUAUCGCGGUGAACGCGGAAACAUGCACGCAUUUCAAAAUGAUAAAAAAUGAAAAUGAUCACUGUUGAUCAUCCGAAUCUGAAAGUUAUUCGAGCGACGUGCUCAUAGAGAUUUCUUAGAAUCGAGAGAUUAGAGUUUAGAUCUCGUGCCACGUGCCUCGAAUCGCCUUCGGAAAAUGAAAGGAUUUGAUGUAAAUUUUCAUUGUCUCGUUCCAUUUGCGUAAUGAUUGGCUGUGACAGUGUCAAUUUGAAACAGCGAUUUUUUCGCGAAGCAAAAACGUCUCCGUCUUUUUUUUCUUCUUUUUCUCGAAAUGUUAGUUACAAAAAAUAAUACGUUUAUUUUAAUACGAAAUAACGUAGGUUACAAUGUAUAAUAUAGAUAUAUAUAUAUAUAUAGAUCACGAUAUCUUUCUCACGCGAGAAAAUGUAUUAAUUAAUAUGCAUCGAAAGAUACAGAUACACGUUUGACAUUUUGCACAAGUGUGAUUGUAAUUAGCUGCGUAGGAUGGGAGUGGAAACUACUGUGCAUGAUUACCAUAAAAUUCUAUAAAUACACACGAUUAAUAAUAUAUUUCUAACCUUCUUUUUAAUUUUUCGCCAAUCCCACGCUACAAUACGGUUGCCCAAUGUUGCAACAUGCAACGCCAGAGCUGAAAGAUUUACACUUGUUGAGAAAAUCCAGUUCUCACGAUUGAUUUAAUUGGGGUUAAUUAGACUACUUUCGUCGUGGGUGAAAUUUUGAAACGA